AUGUGCUGUGGCACUCGUUCUGAGACAAGCCGCCCUCAUCGCUCAGCUGUGAGACUGAGCGCGCUGCGUUUUGGCGCCCGCUCAUGUGCACAUACUUUGAUUGCACUCGUGCAUCAAGUUGAAUUUCGCAUGUGCAUGCAUGCAUGUACAUGGAAAUGCCACAAAAUUGCUCCCUUUUUCAGCGCUGCAGUGAUGGGUGUUGCAAAGCGUGCUGAUGCUGAGGGGUAUGGCAGUGAAUGCGUGCACUGCUUUCUGGGCUGCGCUGCAUUGGAACACAAUAUCGUGGAUCGUAUGUUAUGGGCUGCAGGACGUAGCGCCGACAGCAAAAGCGUCGUAACAGGCAUGGCAAGUGCUGCAUACACUGGCAUGGGCAACGCUGGUACAGGGUAG
Messenger RNA from Ostreobium quekettii, 390 nucleotides. The record is from the annotation of a GenBank genome assembly. Lineage: Eukaryota; Viridiplantae; Chlorophyta; Ulvophyceae; Bryopsidales; Ostreobiaceae.